Messenger RNA from Hypoxylon trugodes, 1385 nucleotides. RefSeq names its product CRAL/TRIO domain-containing protein. The transcript has 2 exons. The coding region runs from base 161 to 1186 and encodes 341 amino acids. The record is from RefSeq and is a predicted model, not a curated record. NCBI's taxonomy places the organism in Eukaryota, Fungi, Ascomycota, Sordariomycetes, Xylariales, Hypoxylaceae. Gene Ontology annotation, molecular function: phosphatidylinositol transfer activity.
GGUCCAAUUGAGAUUCUUCCGUCAUCCGGCACCGCCUCUUGACCUUCAUUUCUCGGGCUCUUCGUUCGACCAUACCGCAUCUUCUGUCUUUAUUUCCUCAAUUUUAUUUGGAGAUUCUCAACGGAACUAGUUUCAAUUACAUUAUUCAUGACAAAAAAGAAUGGCCACCGCUAAGACAACAACAGCGUCUGGAAGUGCAGAACCCUCAGUCCUCGAAGAGAAAACUGAAAUUGGUGUAUUAAAGACGCCGCUUGCAGCUCCCACCGCAGGCAGUGCUGUCCCUGAGAAACCAGCACUUACCGCCGAUCAGCAAACUAAAUAUGACUGGCUUCUAAAGCGUGUGAAGGGUUGGACUGAAGUCCCUUCGACCAAAGACAAGAGCGGUCCUUUAACUGAUAAUGAGAAGAUGUGGUUGACAAGGGAAUGUCUGUUGAGGUAUCUAAGAGCUACCAAAUGGCACGAGAAGGAGUCAGAGAAGCGUCUGCUAGAAACUCUAGCGUGGAGAAGAGAAUACGGCGUUGAGGAGUUGUCCGCUGAUCAUAUUGGCCCUGAAAACGCCACUGGGAAACAGAUCUUAUUGGGUUACGACAAGCACGGCCGUCCCUGUCAUUACCUAAACCCAGGCCGCCAAAAUACAGACGUAUCCCCUCGACAAGUCCAACAUCUUGUUUUUAUGCUCGAGCGAGUUAUCGAGCUUAUGCCGGCUCAACAAGAAACCCUAAGUCUUCUCAUCAACUUCAAAACCAGCAAAAGUCGCUCGAACACAGCACCCGGCAUCAGCCAAGGCCGAGAAGUCUUGCAUAUCCUUCAGACCCAUUACCCUGAGAGGCUCGGGCGAGCGAUGAUAAUCAACGUUCCAUGGGUUGUAUGGGGUUUCUUCAAGCUUAUUACGCCUUUCAUUGACCCGUUGACGAGGGAAAAACUAAAAUUCAACGAAGACAUGACGCAAUACGUGCCAAAAGAACAGCUAUGGUCGGAAUUCGCGGGAGGCGAGUUGCAGUUUGAUUAUGAUCAUGAUGUGUAUUGGCCAGUAUUAAUAAAGCUUUGCGCAGAGAAACGUGCAAAGCAGAAGCAAAGAUGGGAAGCCGGCGGCAAGCAGAUUGGCGAGAGGGAGGAUUAUCUUAAAGGCCAUGACGCUCAGGGAAUAUCGCCUUCGCCCGGUUACUCCGCCGAGGCAAGCACUUAAUGAUGUUCCAAUAUAUUAAAGAAAUGAACAGUUGGGAGAUAGACUGCAUAAGAACGCAUUUCCAUGAGGAUAAUUUAUUGAUACAUUAGGUGGUCCUAAAACACCUAGAAUUGAUCGGACUGGUAUCUAAUAUAUACAUAUGUACCUACUUAAUUGUAUGAAGCUUUUAUUGGAUCAAUAAUUAUAGAUUGUGAGCUAA